AUGGAUUCCUCCGCGCAGGCCCGUUUCGAUCUCAUUAAUGACAACCUCGCCGAGGUUCUCAAUCCCGAGUUGAUUGAGAGCAUUCUCAAGGAGAAUAGAUCCCCGCGCAUCUACUGGGGGACCGCUACUACUGGCCGUCCCCACCUGGGAUACUUCGUCCCAGCAAUUAAAAUUUCCCAACUCCUCGCUGCAGGAUGUGAAGUCGUCGUUCUCCUCGCCGAUGUUCACGCUUUCCUGGACUCCAUGAAGGCUCCUCUCGAACUCGUCGAGAACCGUGUCGAGUACUACCGCAAGAUUAUCAAGGCCAUGCUCGAGGCCGUCGGUGUUUCCACUGAGAAGUUGCAGUUCGUUCUCGGUAGCUCUUACCAGCGUAACUCUGACUACGUUAUGGAUGUUUACCGUCUCGCUGCUUUGACCUCCGAGCACGAUGCUCGUAAGGCUGGUGCUGAGAUCGUUAAGCAGUCUAACAAUGCUCCUCUCAGUGGUCUGCUCUACCCUAUUCUGCAGGUCCUCGAUGAGGAGUACCUUAAGGUUGAUGCUGAGCUGGGUGGUGUUGAUCAGCGCAAGCUCUUCACUGCUGCGACUGAGUGGCUUCCUAAGCUUGGAUAUCGCAAGCGUGCUCACUUGAUCACCCCCAUGAUUGCUGGACUUUCUGGUGGUAAAAUGAGCUCCAGUGUUCAAGACAGCAAGAUUGACCUCCUCGACGCUCCCGAGGCUAUCUCUAAGAAGAUCCGCAAGGCCGAGGCCGCCCCUAAAAUCCUUGAAAACAACGGCAUCAUCGCCCUGGUUGAAUUCGUCUUGCUCCCUGCGGCCGGUCUUAAGGGCAAGAAGGAGUUCAUUGUUGAGCGCCGCGAUGCCGAGCCUCUAGUUUACACUGAUAUCCAACAAGUCAAGGAAGAUUAUGUAAAUGAUGUGUUGACACCCCAAAACCUGAAGCCCGCCGUCGCCGCUGGUCUCACUGCCCUCAUGAAACCAAUCUACGAUGCCUUUGCCGCCUCCACAGAGUGGCAAGAAAUCGAAGCUAAGGCUUACCCUCCCCCACCUAAGAAGGAGAAGAAGGUCAAGAAUAAGGGCUCUCGUUACCCUGGAGCUGAUGGAGAGGCUGAGAUCGCUGAGCGCCCUAAGGCUUAA
Penicillium malachiteum is the source of this 1131-nucleotide messenger RNA. RefSeq names its product tyrosine--tRNA ligase TYS1. Lineage: Eukaryota; Fungi; Ascomycota; Eurotiomycetes; Eurotiales; Aspergillaceae. The transcript is spliced from 6 exons. The coding region runs from base 1 to 1131 and encodes 376 amino acids. Gene Ontology annotation, molecular function: tyrosine-tRNA ligase activity; ATP binding. The record is from RefSeq and is a predicted model, not a curated record. Gene Ontology annotation, biological process: tyrosyl-tRNA aminoacylation.